UCGAAAACAAAAAGAGUAAAAAGUGAACAAAUAAACGAAAAGCUAGCUAGAUUGUUGAUUAAGCUAAGUAUCUCUAUACAACUACUUGGGUUGUCUAUAACAUGUAUAACAUCACCAAUAUCAAAAUCCUUUUUUUCUCCACCCAAAAAAAUGAAUAAUAAUGAUUAUAAUGGAGAAAGAUCAUCAACAUUAAGGCCAUGGGUAUACUACCCAAGUAGUAGCACACAAAUAUCAACAAAUCCUCCAAAUUACUACAAACAACAAGGACCUUGGAAGGCUACCACUAAACCAUUUAAUGCUAUUUCUUUUGGGUUUGUUGCAACAGCACUUCUUAUAUCUUUGUUUCUUAUUAUGGCCAUUCUAGAACACUUGUUUCGAUCUCACCCUAAUCAUGCCUCGUCCUCGUCUUCGUCCUCUUCCUCUUCCUCAUCUCGUGAUGGCAAUGGGUUGGACUCGGGAUCAUUCAUCAAAUCUAUAAAUCAUCCGAUGCAGGUAAUUACAAGGAAUGGAAGAGAUUUGUCGGUGGUAAUGCCAGGACAAAAGUAUCCAACUUGUAUAGCUCAUCCUACUCCUCUACUUCCUUCUCCUUCUCCAAGGGAACCCUUUCACCAUUGAUUCCUUUAAUUUUUUGGCUACUUCAUGAGAGAUUGCAACACCAGUAAUUGACACAAGUAUUAAGAAUUUGAUAGACACUGUUACAUUGUAUCAGUAAGAUUAAAAGUGAGAGAAAAUAAAAAAAAAAUGUGUUAAUAAGGUUAUCUAUAUAGAAAUAUUGCAAAGUAAUACAGUAAAGAGGGAGUAAUACUUAUCUAGAAAAGUUACCUAGGUUUGCUUGAUGGGUAUUAAUUUAGCAUAUCUUUUAGUCUUGUUAAAACAAUAGUGUUGUAAUACUAUUUAUGGUAAUUGGUGGUAAAAAAAUGUUCAAGAGUUGUCAAAUGUUUUUGAAUAUGUUCAUUGUUCAACAAUUCUCAGAUCAAAUGAGUCUAA
Messenger RNA from Amaranthus tricolor (Joseph's coat), 987 nucleotides. RefSeq lists its product as uncharacterized. Bases 151 to 615 code for a protein of 154 amino acids. NCBI's taxonomy places the organism in Eukaryota, Viridiplantae, Streptophyta, Magnoliopsida, Caryophyllales, Amaranthaceae. The transcript is spliced from 2 exons. The record is from RefSeq and is a predicted model, not a curated record.